CCGAUAUCGCGCGGCGGGUUUGGGAAUCACAGGUGCCUCUUCCUCAGGUAUGCUGAAGAGCGGCAUGGCUGGCCUUGAUACCGGGAAGCUGAUCUUCACUCUAGAAUCGGACAGGAAGUGCUGCUCGAGCAAGAGCGAAAGGUGCAUGUAUAUCGACAACCUGAGAGUCUUGCACAGCGCGUAGUAUUGUUUCGGAGAGACGACCCCUUUGAACGCAAAAGUGCCACCGACGAGUCUCAAGUUGAACUUGAGAGUCCCAUUCCGCCAGUCCAUACAGAAUCCCCGAUGCCCCGUCAUCGCCACCAUCCGCAGCUUCCUCAGAGACAGUGAACACAGCAUCAGUGAAGACGCAUGCGACGUUCGCAGGGAUGAGCUCGAAACCACUGUCCUCGCUGGGAAGCGCGACAUCGCUGCCCAGGGGUGCCACGCACAACAGGAGAUGCAUCGGGUGCGACGACAGUGUGGAGUCGCACGAGUCCGAAACAGACGAUUCCGAGCCAGUCAGAGUUCCAGACGCGUGUGCAUUAGCGAGAUCCCGGAGCUGGUGCAACGACUGAUCGGUAGUGUCGACGGGGAACGCCACACUCGCACCCAAGUCCGACAAGAGGCUGCCCAGCGACCCAGACAAAGGGGUGGAGGGAGUCGGAGUCUGCGUCAUGACACUGCCGAUACUCGACAUCGUGUCCGAGCGCACAGGCCUCGGUGGCUCGCGGCGCUCCCCCUCCGAUGGCUGCCGCCGGCCCGUACCCCGCAGCCGUUUCAGCCGCACACCCGUCAGCCAGCCCCCGCGGUCAACCGCCUCCCCAAGUGCAUCCAACACGUGUUCCAGCGCCACAGCCCACUCCUCCUUGGUCGCUGCGUCGGUGCCCGGCCCCAAAUCGCAUUCCGAGUCCGCGUCGGAGAGGAUGUGCCGCACGAAGCGGCCGCGGUGCGCGCGCGCGUCGACGGAUAGCGUGUUCGUCACGUUCGGGGGAGCCAGGGGGUGUUUCGCAGGGCGGAACCGGGGCACGCUCUCUCGACCCGACUUGGACUGCGUGCCGCGGCCGCGGCCGCGUUCGGGGGCCAGGGACGUCGAGUACGCGAGCUGGAGGAUGCGGUACGCGCAUAUGAAGGGCAGGAGGAAUACAUAUAAUAAUGUUAUGCCUCUGAGCUCGAAAUCGACCGGCAUGGCAUUG
This is a messenger RNA of Mycena citricolor, 1175 nucleotides long. The record is from the annotation of a GenBank genome assembly. Lineage: Eukaryota; Fungi; Basidiomycota; Agaricomycetes; Agaricales; Mycenaceae.